Molecule: messenger RNA, 3442 nt
Organism: Maylandia zebra (zebra mbuna)
Lineage: Eukaryota; Metazoa; Chordata; Actinopteri; Cichliformes; Cichlidae
Source: RefSeq, a predicted model, not a curated record
AAAAAGGGAGGGCAAAUAGUGGAGGCAGGGAGAGGGGAAGAGAGUAUGACCGACGCUCCUCGUUCCAGGAAAAUAGCCUAUUUAUGAAGACUACACUAGCACAUUGUAAAACUAUGAUAAUGUGAACUCAUACUGCAUACUAUCACUCUGAUCUGGACACAUGUAAAGAAAGUACAGCCAGCUGACUUGUAAACAUAGAUCAGACACAGAUACAGAAACCAGCCUCAGUUAAGACAUACUGUUUCCUGUCCGGAGACCUUGGAUUGCGAGCGUCUUUCUCCAGCGCUAACACCAGGUGUUUUUGGUAUCUCAUCCGUGAGAAGUGUGACCUUUGUGACCUGGGUAUAUUUGGUCUUCUCCACCAGCAGAAGGAAUAAUUCUCUUGCAAGUCAUCCCUAAACACAGACUCUGAGUCCAGAAAGAGACAGUGGUUUGGCAGUAUCCAGGGAUGGUAGAUAACUCCUUUGUGAGUGAAGACACUUUUCUUCUUUACAGCGGUGCUCCAGUGGCCUGCCAGCAAUCUGACAUGGUCAAGGACUUGGGCUCCUACCAGGUUAUGCCGUCACCAUUUUCGGAGGAGGACCUGAGCGACUCAUCCAGUCCUCGUUCCUGCUCCAGCCCAGACUCCCAGGUGCUGAGCUCCAGCUAUGGUAGCAGCUCUAGUGCUGAAAGUCAGGACAGUAUGCUGGACCACCUGCUGUCUCAGGCCUCCUUAGGGAGUGCCAACAGCGUUACCACAGAAUCCGUGGAUCCUAUGCCAUUAUCCACUUUGCUGUGGGAUUCACGGAAAGAAGAGCCGUUCAAACGUGAGCAAGUAAAGGAGGAAAAUUUUGACUUCUUCACCUGGACCCAUGGUGAGCUAAAAGAACAGCUUGUAGGGUGUUUCCAGCCCACGCUGGAAGAGAUAGAAGAAUUCCUGGAGGAGAACAUGGACGUGGUGACAAUGAAACAGGAGAUCCGAGAGGAUUGCCCAGAGUUGGGAGUAACGCAGGAGUCUUUUGGUCUAGAAGUUGGCCUGGAGUGGUGCGUAGAGGCCUCCCCUGAGCCUAAAGUAGAGCCAGAGGCAAAGUAUUCUGACCAAACUGUUCCCACUGUCGGCACUGCAGGUCUGGUGGCUGUUGCGUCUAGUGACACCAAAACCACAAGAAUUAACCCCACACAGGAGUCCAGCACAGGGGCCAAGAAGGAAUCCACUAACAAACCUUCAUCUUCAGACAGCGACACAAAUGGUAAUGGAAUGCCGGUCAUUCUGCAAAUCCAGCCUAUACAGAUCAAGCAGGAGCCUACAGUGCCACCACUUACUCCAGCAGCCCAUCCCCCACAGCCUGCCCCAGCCUCAGACAUCAAAAUUGCACAGCUACUGGUCAACAUCCAAGGUCAAACUUUUGCCCUUGUGCCCCACAUCCUGCCCUCCCCCAGCCUUAACGUCUCCUCAAAGUUUGUACGAAUCGCUCCAGUCCCAAUUGCAGCCAAACCUCUUGGGCUCGGGGACAGCUCUACUAGCCAGGCAUCAGGAAUCCUUGUUGGCGGACAAAAAUUCCAGAAGAACACAGUGGCGGAUCUCAUCAAAAUGCACAAAUGCUCUUUUCCUGGCUGCACCAAGAUGUACACCAAGAGCAGCCACCUGAAGGCCCACCUGAGGAGGCACACAGGGGAGAAGCCUUUUGCCUGCAACUGGCAGGGCUGCGGAUGGAGGUUCUCACGUUCAGAUGAGCUGUCGCGUCACCGGCGGUCCCAUUCGGGGGUUAAGCCCUACCAGUGUCCUGUAUGUGAGAAGAAAUUCGCCCGCAGUGACCAUCUGUCAAAACACAUCAAAGUCCACCGUUUUCCUCGAAGCAGUCGGACAGUCCGCUCAGCAAACUGAUGCUCCACCUGCUGAGAUUACUGGGAUCACUGGGAAUCCUUGGAACACCCUCGUACUAUAUCAGUACUUUUUAAAAUUCUUUCCCCCCCUUUUUUUUGUCGUGUCAUCAGCAAGUCAUCUGGAACAUGUGAGUUGAAGCAAACCUCAGUUGGCGUUAGAGUGGUCUGGGAUUGUUAUUGUAAGAAACCAACACGCUUACCAUCCUGUCUGUAAUCAGCUGAAGGUUGAUGUCGGUGCUUUGGUCGGUUGUGCACUGUUCUUAUCACCUGCCUGAGAAGAAAAUAAGAUAAGCUUAUUUCGGUUCAGUCUGGAUUAUGUGAUACGUUUGGUAAUAGCCUUGCAUUUCCAUUCUAACUGGAUACAGGAGCUGCCAUUUAUUUUCCUGAAAGCUGCUAAUGUCUCAGACAUGUUAAAUUUAUGCAAUGUUUCAGAAGUGAAACUCACUUGGAUCCUCAUCAGCUACUACCCGAGUCGUAGUUACUUUUCCUUGGGUCCAGAGCGCUUUCUCUCAAGGUUUUGUCCUGUUGUUUUUGCUGCCUUGCACCACUGUUAAUUGACUAAUAACUGUGGAUAACUUUCUAUUCAGCUUGUGUCUGAAACACAAUGAGGGAACUGUUUUACUGACGUGGACAUGAACUACUGAUUGCAUAACAAAAGGAAUAAAACAUGAUAAGCUAUCAGGACUCCUCUUACUUUUUACAGGAACUUUGUAAACUGAUGUAAAGAGGAGAGCUAAAAAGUGACAAACUCAAAGGUUAAGUGCACAGUGAUUGUUAAAACUGGCCUUCUGAUCAGUGUUAAAUGUUAUUUGUUGAAUUUUAAGCCAAGUCAUGUCUACCUGCUUCCUGGUCUUCUGUUUGUAUCAUAGUUUAAGCCUUACUGUAACAAAAACAAAAUCAUUGUUGGAGCGUGACAUUGUUCUGGAAAUCAAGCUUCUCAUUGCAAUGUGCUGUUUGACUGUUCACAACAGGGCCCUGAACUAAAAUUGUUGCCUACAUCUGCUAGUUUUACCUGAUCUAUUACUUUGCUGAUGACACAAUUUCUGCCUCGACUCUGCUUUAUCUGUUACUCGAAACGCCCUGACGGCCUUCCACCUCAGCCAGCGAGUAUCUUACCUUGAGGGGAUGAAUGAAUUCCCACACACCAUGGUGCUGACCUGCCAUGAGCUGGAGAAUGUGGUGGCAACGUCCCCAAAUUUUUGAAUGUUUUUAUUUCUCUCGAACAUUAUUUGCUGUGUGUACAACAGCCCGUAGGGGUGCGACUAUGCCGUCCAUGUAUAAUUCAUGUCUGUAUAGUGACAACAUGCAGGGGUACACAACAUUGUACAUCAUUCCUUUUAUUCAAUUUUGAAUUUUUAAUGCUUGUGUCAGCACAGGCGUUUUAUCGCAUCCUAUGAAUGUAUGUAAAUAUACAGGCGCGCACAUCGCUGCAUCCAGGAAACACACAGAGACUAUUCUGAUGAUUUAUAGUUUUCAACCCUAAAUGUGUACAUAACAUUUCAGUACAUAUGGAUAUAUUAUAUAUUUUUCCUUUGUUCUAUCCAAGAUGCAUUUACAAAUAAAAGUGAAAAGAAUCAGU